UUUACAGUUAUUAGCCUAAAAUAUAUUCUUUCCUCAAAUGUGUUGUAGAUUGGCUGUCUAUUUUCAGCCAUCGUGCACAGUGUGGUGCAAAGGGGCUGUUUUUUUUUUCUUUUUGCUGACAGUGUUGAAUGGGGAUUAUGUGUAGACCACAUGUCCAGCCCUUUUGUUGAACCUUUUUGUUGUCUUUUUGUACCUCGUGAGUAAAUCGAUGUAGGUACUACAGUUGAAAGGGAAAUAUGCAUUGACAGGGGCUUUUCUCCAAAGCAAAGGUCACCCAGAGCAGCAGAGUUUUAGUCUGGUCUGUACAGAAGCCACAGGUUGGCAAUGAGGGCCAAGCACCACAGCGUAGUUGAACCUAUAGAGCCAAGCCAUGUCAUUAAACUACAUAAAGAACUUCUAUGAGGGAUUUCUCCGGCCGCCGACUGUGAUUGGUCAGUUCCACACCCUGUUCUUUGGGUCCGUGCGUAUGUUUUUCCUGGGGGUUCUGGGAUUUGCAGUUUACGGCAAUGAGGCCCUCCACUUUAGCUGUGAUCCUGACAGAAGGGAACUGAACCUAUUUUGUUACAACCAGUUUCGACCGAUAACACCUCAGGUAUUUUGGGCCUUACAGCUUGUGACUGUUCUGGUACCAGGGGCUGUGUUCCAUCUCUAUGCAGCAUGUAAAAACAUAGACCAGGAGGAUAUUCUUGAGAAACCUAUCUACACAGUCUUUUACAUCAUCUCUGUUCUUUUGCGAAUCGUCCUGGAGGUGGCAGCAUUUUGGCUGCAGAGUCAUCUCUUUGGCUUUCUGGUUCACCCUCUGUACUUCUGUGACGCCAGCUCACUGGAAAAGGCCUUCAACUUCACUAAGUGUAUGGUCCCAGAGCAUUUUGAAAAGACUAUCUUUCUCAGUGCCAUGUACUUAUUCACCAUCAUCACUGUGGUUUUGUGUAUUGCGGAGAUUUUCGAAAUCCUCGGUAGAAGGUUGGGCUACUUGAGCAACCAAUGACACCUUCUGACCAUCUUGUAAAAUGUUAUGUAAAAUGUCUUAGGGGGUUCUUUUAUUUUCAUAUUUUAAUGAUCGUUAAACAUCCAUCCAGCUGUUCCUCUGUAAUUUCAUAUAAAGCAUAUUGAGCAUUUAAUCUCAGGUAGAAUGGAAUGUGACUGUGAAAUGUACUUAACUUGAGUCUUUAUUUAGUUACAAAAUAUUAACAAGCACUAAUAUAGUUUUAGCUUCUAAUAAUUAGUUGCUAAUAUAGCAACUAAUAUACUAAUAUAGUUGCUAUUGGUCCUUUGUGUGAUGAAGAACCACUUUUUGCUCUAAAACUUUUUUAUGCUAAUAAAAAAAAAAAUCUCUAAAUGCAAACAUAAUUUACCACGUUUACCAAGUCUCUGUAACAUAAAUUGUUUUUUAUGGAACCAAAAGAGGUAUACUCUUUUGUUCUGACAGACAUCUAUGUCCUUCUGAUCUAUAAUGUCAUGGAAUUUUGCUUUUCCAUACUGUUACAGGAGCACGUCUUCAUAUUAAACAUUUUUAAACCAGUGUCACAAAUGAUUCCUAAGUGUCUGUAAAUGCUGUCCUCUGCAAAUUAUUAUGUAUACAAAGAAUGUUAAGAGGAAACUGUAUUGCUGUUGUCUCUAAUGAAAGCAUGAUGUUAACAUAAAGUA
Messenger RNA from Astyanax mexicanus (Mexican tetra), 1647 nucleotides. Its product is annotated as gap junction epsilon-1 protein. Bases 371 to 988 code for a protein of 205 amino acids. The transcript has 3 exons. Lineage: Eukaryota; Metazoa; Chordata; Actinopteri; Characiformes; Acestrorhamphidae. Gene Ontology annotation, biological process: cell communication. The record is from RefSeq and is a predicted model, not a curated record. Gene Ontology annotation, cellular component: connexin complex.